AUGUCUGGGACAUUUCGACAGGCGAGAUCCAUAGAAAGCUUGACGGCGAGAUGCGUAAGAGCAAUGGGGAGGGGUGACUUCUCACCCGAUGGUAUAUUUCUAGCAUCUGCGGCUAAUGAUAUCACACUGUGGAAUACUACCACUGGCGAGAUACACCGAACGAUUGAGGGCUAUCUUAAUAUGUUCAACUCCGUGACGUUCUCACCCAGUGGGUUGUUUUUGGCAUCUGGAGGUCAUGACAACACAGUUAAACUUUGGAAUACUAUCACGGGCCAUAUACAUAAAACUCUUGAUGGCCAGUCUGGUGCUGUUAACUCUGUGGCAUUUUCACCUGAUGUCAAAUUAUGGAAUACCAUGACGGGUGCUAUACAUAAAACAUUCGAAGGUCAUUCCGGAGGGGUGACUUCCGUGGCAUUCUCGCCCAAUGGUAAAUCGGUGGCAUCUGGAUCUAAUGACAACACACUCAAACUCUGGAAUACUAUGACGGGGGCUCUACGCAAAACACUCUAG
Molecule: messenger RNA, 510 nt
Organism: Penicillium verrucosum
Lineage: Eukaryota; Fungi; Ascomycota; Eurotiomycetes; Eurotiales; Aspergillaceae
Product: WD40 repeat domain-containing protein
Exons: 2
Coding region: 1-510 (169 amino acids)
Biological process (GO): negative regulation of transcription by RNA polymerase II
Cellular component (GO): transcription repressor complex; nucleus
Molecular function (GO): protein binding
Source: RefSeq, a predicted model, not a curated record